Molecule: messenger RNA, 735 nt
Organism: Colletotrichum aenigma
Lineage: Eukaryota; Fungi; Ascomycota; Sordariomycetes; Glomerellales; Glomerellaceae
Exons: 4
Coding region: 1-735 (244 amino acids)
Source: RefSeq, a predicted model, not a curated record
AUGGACCCCAUAUCGAUUGCUGCGACUGCAGCGUCACUAGCAGGAGCUGCUGGAAGCACUGCUAUUGUGUUGAUUCGACUGGCCAAAAAGGUCAAGAAUGUGGACAUCAAACUAUCAGAGACUUGCGCAGAGGUCCAAAAGCUGUCUGGACUCUUUUUGUCCGUGGACAAGACAGUGAGGCAGUGCCAGACACACGCACCGUCACUUUCAUUAUUUUAUCACAACACAUGGGGACAUAUUGGAGACACCUUAGCAGACUGCAAGUCCAACAUCGCUGGUCUCGAUCAGCUUCUCAGAAAACUCAGCGUACGUUUCGACGCGGAGGGCAACUCGCUUGCAACACUUCUCAGAAAAACAAACUUCUAUUUCAUCCUGAGUAUCCACAAGGAAGAGAUUCAAGACUACAAGGUCAAGAUCUUCAAUUCAAACUGGGCAAUUCAGAUGACUUUGCAGUUGGUAACCAUUGCUCUCAGCUUCAGAACCAAUAUUUCUCAAGAGAGGUUAUUCCAGGAGCUUAACAAGCUGGAGGGUAUGAUCAAAAGAUCUCUUCGAAAGGCACACCAAGAACUACCCGGGUCUGAGACGGAACAGAAAAUGGAGAUCGCAGCUCGCAACGUUCCUUACAUCUACUUCGACAUCAUGGAGGAGUGCAAGCCAGCGGCAGACCAGACCAAGACGAAACUCCAUCAUCUAGGAUUGCAGAGGAUAGCUGUGGAAAUAUGGACCAAGCCCUGA